GCCUGGUAGCGGCUGUGGACCUGCGGGUACCGGCCCCGCUAAGGAGGCUGAAGCGGCGGGAGAAGCAGGACGCGGCAAGUCCGCCCCUCCCCUCCCCACCGUGCCGCGGCCCAGCCUCCUCCUCCCGGUUCAAGAUGAAUUAUAUGCCGGGUACCGCCAGUCUCAUCGAGGACAUUGACAAGAAACACUUGGUGCUCCUUCGAGAUGGUAGGACCCUUAUAGGCUAUUUGCGAAGCAUUGAUCAAUUUGCUAAUUUAGUGUUACACCAGACUGUGGAACGCAUUCAUGUGGGCAAAAAAUAUGGCGAUAUUCCUCGAGGGAUUUUUGUUGUCCGAGGAGAAAAUGUAGUCCUCCUUGGAGAAAUAGACCUAGAGAAGGAAAGUGACACGCCUCUCCAGCAAGUAUCUAUUGAGGAAAUUCUAGAAGAACAAAGAGUGGAACAGCAGACUAAGCAGGAAGCAGAGAAGCUGAAAGUCCAAGCUCUCAAGGAAAGGGGCCUCUCUAUUCCCCGAGCAGAUACUCUGGACGAGUAUUAGAUGUUCUGUUCUGGAUCUUGCUCUCCUAGGAGCAGAAUUUGUCACUGGAGUUUGUGACGCAAUGGUUGCUCUUUAUUAGAGUUUUGGAAAAUGGUUUUAUUUUGGAUUCUCAGUUUCACAAUUGUGCCAUGAAGAAAUCAUGUGGCCUUAUUUUUUUCUUAACAGAAUCAUUGUAUAAAGGGGCAUGGACUUUUUCACAUAUGUCUAUGGAGCCAACAGAUUACUUCCACUAGACUUUAGAGGGAAACUUAUUCACUUGUAAAUAAAAUAUGAAUCUCAAAACCA
Molecule: messenger RNA, 821 nt
Organism: Trichosurus vulpecula (common brushtail)
Lineage: Eukaryota; Metazoa; Chordata; Mammalia; Diprotodontia; Phalangeridae
Gene: LSM1
Product: LSM1 homolog, mRNA degradation associated
Exons: 4
Coding region: 135-536 (133 amino acids)
Biological process (GO): deadenylation-dependent decapping of nuclear-transcribed mRNA
Cellular component (GO): Lsm1-7-Pat1 complex; P-body
Molecular function (GO): RNA cap binding
Source: RefSeq, a predicted model, not a curated record